Messenger RNA from Wyeomyia smithii (pitcher-plant mosquito), 2344 nucleotides. RefSeq lists its product as uncharacterized. NCBI's taxonomy places the organism in Eukaryota, Metazoa, Arthropoda, Insecta, Diptera, Culicidae. The transcript is spliced from 3 exons. Bases 266 to 2287 code for a protein of 673 amino acids. The record is from RefSeq and is a predicted model, not a curated record.
AUCUUUAAACAUUCGUCGUGCCAAAGUUUGUGUGCUAUCGAUCGGCAUGAACUGGAAGAGGGAAAGAGUACAUAUCCGACGUGUGUACGUAGAGUUUAACGCUGAACCGGAGUUAAACUGAGAAACAAACUGUGUUUCCUAUGAACAAAACUUGAAAAUUUUACCGUGAAAAAUAUUUCAUGUGAAACAGGUAUAAUCCCAGCCUACUGCUUUAAAAAGUAUAGUAGUAUUCUUGUUUUGCUGUGCACAAUAAACAUUCCAAACAAUGGCUUUUCGAAGGUAUCAAUUAAUUGUAAGGGAUCGCUUUUUUAAACUAAUUCCAAAUGAAAACAUGUACCAAUGCCGCAUUGGAAGUUGCGAAAGUAAACUAAAAGGCAUAGAGAGCAGCUUGAGAAGACACAUAGCUCAUCAGCAUUCGAAGGUAGCGAUGCAAAUCGGACUGACGGGGUAUUCCAAAAGGCAGUCAAAAAUGCAGGAUGGCCACGAGAGUCCAAGUCCGAAAUCUGCCGGACACGACGAAUUCCUUACCGGGCAGCUGGAGAUGAUAGCGUUUCAUUCAGUUCCGCUCGAUUUUUUCGACAGUGCAACGUUUGAAAAAACGAUUGGUCCUGCGGCAAAAAAUUUGGGUAUCGUGUUCGCAAACGGAUUUAUCAACAAAUUGAUUUCCGUUGUUACUACACAAAUAAGAAGCCUGAUAGCAGCUGAACUGAAGGAUAGAAUGUUCAGCGUCAAAUUCGACGUCGUAUCUUACCGCAAGCGAAAACUACUAGCCAUCAAUGUUCAGUAUAUCAAUGAGGGAAAAUUCAUAACAAGAACUCUUUCCGUUGAAGAUGUAAGCAGUCCACAGUCACUGGAAGUUGUUAAAAGUCGAAUAGACGCGGUAUUGGAAUCUUAUCAAAUAAACAUGUGCAAUGUGUACUGUUGGAUUACAGAAAGUGGAAAAAACUGGGUGAAAUGCGACCCUGAAAAAGUUGCAAUGGUUCGAGUUAAAACUGAGGAUGCCAGUAGUAACAUCUUAGACAAUAUCACUUACGUUACGGUCGUCGAAAGCAAUGAGCCCAAUUCAACCAAGGCGAAGAUCGAUAUUAAACCAAACGUUGGUGCGCUAGACGUCAUUGAUGAAAGCAUUAUCGAUGAACUAUACGAGCCGGCAAUUAUCGAGGAUGACGCCGUUUCAGAUCAACUUAUUGAGGCACUAGAAACAAUGUUUCUGCCUGACGAGGAAAAACAUAGUGCUACAAUUAAAUGUGGACUGCAAACAUUGUGCUUCAUAGUUCAGGACUCGCUGAAUUUACUAAAUGACGAUUCUCUACUCGCUAUUAGAAUGAUCGUAGGGGCCACGCGACAGCCCGAACAUCGGAGACUUUUCGAACUGGCAAAUAUACCACUUCCUAAAUGCGAUAUACAAAAACGGUGGGGAUCAUUGUGGAGUAUGAUUGAAAGCAUUUAUAAGUAUAGAAUAUUCUACGAGGACAUUGGUGUAAAAAUAAAGGAACUCGCUUUUACCCCUAACCAUUGGACGUUCAUUGAAGAGUUCAUUGCUGCUUACGAGCCCAUCUAUAAAACUGCGGAAUCACUGCAGACGGAGAAUCUAACCAUGGGAGACGUUUUCAAAAGCAUUAAACUUUGUCAAUACAAAAUUAAAAAGAUUUCUCCAGCAAACCGUUUCGUAGAACCAAUUUUACAAGCAUUGGAAGCUAGAAUGGCAUUCCUAUUCGAAAAAGACCUGUUUCGUGUGGCUUUGCUUUUCGACCAACGUUGGUGCUUCUUAGACUCGCCGUAUUAUCCGAAAGAAUCAAAAAUGCUUGCAAUUGAUUCCGCGUUGAAAAUAUCUAAUACACUCAAACGUAUUCAAAAUUACGCCGUGGAACCAGUUCCCAAGGAAGAAUCCUCUAGGGAAAUCCCCGAGGAUGAAUUCGAAGCCAUGCUCGAGGAAGAGUGUCAGAACGAAUCAAUGAUGGUGGAUACCUCGCAGAUCGAUCUCAAGUUGAAGUUAAUUCAAUUGGCGAAUACCAAAACUCGGAAGCCAAUAGCGACCGACAAUCUGGUCUAUUGGGAAACUAAAAAACUUGAGGAUGCUGAACUAUACGAGCUUGCGAUGGUUGCCCUGGGGUGUCAUGCAUCAUCGGUUACUCUUAACCAAUGCUACGAUGCAAUGAAUAUGUUCAAAGACAGGCAGCGAAUGGGGAUGUCCUUACACACAUUGCACAAUAUAAUGACGCUGAAGUUCAACCGAAAUCUUAUUCAGACCGCUGUCGAGAGUUCUAAACAGCAGCUGUUGAAUUGAGGUUUCUCAAUGAUGUAAAAUUUAUAAAAUACAGCAAAAAUAAAAUAUGAAACGCUA